This is a messenger RNA of Pseudophryne corroboree (corroboree frog), 695 nucleotides long. Its product is annotated as protein kinase C delta type-like. Gene Ontology annotation, biological process: intracellular signal transduction; peptidyl-serine phosphorylation. The transcript has 4 exons. Lineage: Eukaryota; Metazoa; Chordata; Amphibia; Anura; Myobatrachidae. The coding region runs from base 60 to 695 and encodes 211 amino acids. Gene Ontology annotation, molecular function: ATP binding; protein serine/threonine kinase activity. The record is from RefSeq and is a predicted model, not a curated record.
ACAGAGAUUAUAUUCUAUAAUAGUAGCAUAGCUAUUAUUUAUCUCCACAAUAACACAACAUGGAGUUUACAGUGUCUGUUACAUCAGACCCUGAAAACAUUAGAAAGAAAAUUAAAUGUAUUUGCCCCAAAUCUAUCCGGGUGCAAUUAAAUAAAAUUGAUAUCCUUCAAAAUCCAAUGGAUACUCAGCAUGAGAAUCUGAAAAGGCCCCUAAUCAUUGACGGAGAGGCCGAGGAUGAAAAGGGGAAGAAGAAAACUAAAUAUGCUAGCAGUGAAAAAGGGGACAAUACGACGACGGCUAUGAAGAGGACAUCAUUUCUCCUGAAACAAUUUAAAAUCCACAAAGUCCUUGGAAAAGGAAGUUUCGGUAAAGUGGUCCUCGCAUCAAUGCCCCACAAAAAGCUUGUAGCUAUAAAAAUCAUUAAAAAUAGGCAUAAUGCAAGCAGUCUUCUGCGGGAGCGGAGAGUGCUCCUAGAAGCACAAGGCUGUCCCUACUUAAGUCAUCCCUACGCCGCACUUCAGUCUAAGGCCCAUGCAUACUUCAUUAUGGAGUAUAUUUGUGGUGGCAGCAUCAAAGCACUAAUGAAAACAUGGAAACACCUGGAGACUGACAAAGUGCGGUUCUAUGCAGCAGAAUUAAUUUGUGGUCUCCAAUUUCUACACAGCAGAGGCAUCAUCCAUCGGUUAGUACAAUAG